Candoia aspera is the source of this 1722-nucleotide messenger RNA. RefSeq names its product apolipoprotein F (gene APOF). Gene Ontology annotation, biological process: cholesterol metabolic process. The transcript has 2 exons. The coding region runs from base 106 to 1185 and encodes 359 amino acids. The record is from RefSeq and is a predicted model, not a curated record. Lineage: Eukaryota; Metazoa; Chordata; Lepidosauria; Squamata; Candoiidae.
CAGAGAUAAGGGUGUAUAAACACAGACUUUAAACAGUUCCCAGUUCCCUCUGGAGCAUUUUGUGUUUGCCUUGCCUCAUUAAGCAGCAGUGCCAAAGAAGCUGACAUGUACACAUCACCAUUUCUGAUGGUCUUGACUUUCCUUGGCCUCCGGCUGCAUCAUGGUUUGGGAAGGCAAUUUGUGGCUAUAACUGAUCCAAGAAACAGUGCUGAAACCCACCAUUCCACCUUGGAUUCCAGCCUUGCUCCACUCCGCACUUUGCUCAGUUCCAUCUCAUCUAAUUCCACCCAGUUGCCCGAGAAGGGGAUUUCCUGCAGUGACUUAAUGCCUGAUACCCUAGAACGUUUUAACAGUGUGCCUCGGCCAGCCCAGAUUCUCAUUCAGGCUGUGCUGGUGCUUGCCUUGCAAAAUGCAGGCUGCAGCCAGCAUGCCAAAACCCUUGGGCUGGAUCUCUACCAGGAAUUGGGGCAGAAAGAUGCAAGUGCCCUCCUGUUUAUAAUUAUAAAGGCCCUGGGCACAGCUAAUUCCACAGGUGAAAAUAAAAGCCUCGCUGCCCUACAGUUCAAUUUGGACCAGCUGGCACACAAACAAGCUUGGCACUGCCAAGGCCUGAUGCAGGUCGAUGGAUCUCUUCUGCAUGGACAGGUGUACCGUGUCUACAGGUGGUUUUCAGCAGCUGCCGCAGCCUGUCACUAUUUGGGAAAUGUUUGUGCUGGAGUGGUCACCAAUGGCAACGGGUCCUUCCAAGUGGUGCUUAGAGAUGGCAGCUACUUCCUGCCACACCAUGGUUCAAAUUCCUGGCUUCAUCAGUGCCACAGGCAUGCACGAAUGCGACGUUUCUCACCAGAACACUGUCUAAGUGUAAAGGAGCAAAAUGUGCACACAGUCGUGGGGUUCAUACCUGGAGCCAGCACUCUAUAUAAUUUUGCAACUGGCAUCUACUACGCGACCCAAGAUUGCACUGACUUGGCCAAGGAGCGUGCUAUAGAGGGGGCCAUGGACUUGGGCUAUGAUUUCUUAGUUGCUUUAAGUGGGGGGGCUGCAACUCCACUUAGGGCAGUGGUUGCCACAGCACUGAAACCAGUGGUCAAAAUAGGUGUACAGACUCUAGUUGACCACUAUCAGGAGAAAGGGCUACUGCAUCCAGUCCCCACCAGUUACUCGGGCCCCAUCACCAUCAUCUAACCCAGGCGUUCUCAAACCUUACACUGCUACGACUACCUAAAAUAAUAAAUGCAUAUGUGCAACCCACCCAAUAAAACUGAUUUCUUUGGAGUAAGUCUGGGCAAGAAAUAAAUAUACCACUUACUUUACAGAAUUAAAUUUUAACCUACAUAAUUACCACGGUUCUCAGUUCGAUGGGCUUGGGCCAUCAAGCAGGGACCACCGCAGGGACUGAAGACUGAUAUAUGAAUUUUGACAGCCCUCAAGCAUUGCUUAUCCAAGUCUGAACAGCGGUUUGUUUUUUUUUAAUGUGACAGCCUCCCAUUUACACUGUUCACCCCCCAGUGGGGAUGUCACAACCCAAAGUCUGAGAAUUCUUGAUUGAAGCUAUUACAAAUUAUACCAGUAUUUUAAAAAUUUGUGCUGAUGCUUAAGCAUAUGUGACAAGAAAUGGCAGAUGCUUUGCUAUUUUCUUUUCCAACCCAUUGGCUUUUAGGUGCCAGUCGCAUAGGCCGAAUUGUCGUGAGGAUUCUGUUGUUCUGUGUCAGUUCUAAUGAU